AUGAUGUCCUCUGCCAACGAGGAGGAUCCCUUCCUCCAGGUCCAACAAGAUGUCCUAGCCCAGCUGAACUCGACCCGGCCCCUCUUCACCUCGUACCUACGCAUCCGUUCCCUCUCCACGUCCCCGACGUCCCCCGAACUCGCCUCCGCCCGUUCCGACCUCGAAUCUGCUCUCGAGUCCCUGGCAGAGGACCUCGCUGACCUCGUCGAGUCCGUCAAGGCCGUCGAGUCAGAUCCCUCCGCCUUUGGCCUCUCCGCCCAGGAAAUCAUCCGGCGCAAGCGGCUUGUUCAGGAUGUCGGCGGCGAGGUCGAAGACAUGCGCGAGGAGCUCUUUAAGAAGCUCGGCGACGUCUCCUCAUCGUCGAGGGGCAAGUCUGGCGCGGCGCGCGGCGCCAACUCGGACCUCCCUGACCCGAGCUCCUUCUCGAUCACCGACGGCGACGACGACCACGACCGCGGCGGCGAGGACUACGCGGCCGAGUUCGAGCAGCAACAGCAGCUCGAGAUGAUGCGCGAGCAGGACACCCACCUCGACGGGGUGUUUCAGACGGUAGGCAACCUGCGCCGGCAGGCCGACGACAUGGGCCGCGAGCUCGAGGAGCAGCGCGAGAUGCUCGAGGUCGUCGACAGCGUCGCCGACCGCGUUGGCGGCCGCCUGCAGACGGGCGUGCAGAAGCUGCAGUACGUCAUGCGCCGCAAUGAGGACCGCCUGAGCAGCUGCUGCAUCGCUGUGCUUAUAUUCGUCCUUAUCGUGCUGCUAGUGCUGCUGCUGAUGCUGUAA
Colletotrichum graminicola M1.001 is the source of this 780-nucleotide messenger RNA. Its product is annotated as syntaxin 6. Bases 1 to 780 code for a protein of 259 amino acids. The record is from RefSeq and is a predicted model, not a curated record. The transcript is spliced from 2 exons. Lineage: Eukaryota; Fungi; Ascomycota; Sordariomycetes; Glomerellales; Glomerellaceae. Gene Ontology annotation, biological process: Golgi vesicle transport. Gene Ontology annotation, cellular component: membrane.